GCGCUGUUUUAUGCAGCUGCAGGAACGUUCCUCCUUCUGCUGCUUACACCCGGAGCUCUUAGAGCGGAGCACCAGCAGCACACUUCCGGCAGCUGAGCGCAGACCACGACGAAGAAGAUGAGCACCAAACAGGUGACCUGCAGGUAUUUCCUCCAUGGAGUCUGCAGGGAGGGCAGCAACUGCCUGUUCUCUCAUGACCUGAACAACAGCAAACCCUCCACCAUCUGCAAGUACUACCAGAGGGGAACCUGCGCCUACGGAGAGCGUUGCAGGUAUGAUCACGUGAAACAUUCAAUGAGAGGAGGAGGGGGCGGAGCUUCAGCGGACACAGCAGGUGCAGGCAGAGGGGUCAGAGGUGAAGGGAAGAAGCCUUUGGUCCUGAAGGACAGAGCACUGUGCGGCGACCGGACCUUUGGCGGCCUGUCAGACGGUCCGACCUCGGCUGUACCGGAGGCGGCGGCCGCUCCGCAGUCCUAUGUGGAAGCUAUCAGAACCGGGCUGGACGGGUCGGCUCCAGAACCAGAGCCUCACGCGGUGGGCGGAGCCUAUCAGCUCUGUCCGUACGCCGCCGCCGGACACUGUUUCUAUGGCGACAGCUGCCCAUAUCUCCAUGGCGACCUGUGUGAGGUGUGUCGGCUGCAGGUGCUCCACCCCCACGACCCGGAGCAGAGGAGAGCUCAUGAGAAAGUGUGCCUGCUGGCCUUCGAGGCCGACAUGGAGAAGGCGUUCGCAGCCCAGCUCAGCCAGAACAAGGUGUGCUCCAUCUGCAUGGAGGUGGUGGUCCAGAAGGCGGCGCCGUCGGAGCGGCGGUUCGGCAUCCUGUCCUCCUGCUGCCACACCUUCUGCCUCAACUGCAUCCGCCAGUGGCGUGGAACCAGCAACUUCUGCAACAAGAUCAUCAAGUCCUGUCCGGAGUGUCGGAUCAUCUCGGAGUUCGUCAUCCCAUCCGUCUAUUGGGUCGAGGACCAGGAAGAGAAGGAUCAGCUGAUCGAGCUCUUCAAGUCGGGCGUGAGUAAGAAGGCCUGUAAAUACUUCGACCAGGGCCGCGGCUCCUGUCCCUUCGGGGGAAACUGCCUGUACCUCCACGCCUACCCGGACGGAACCCGACCGGAACCGGAUCGACCCCGGAAGCAGCUGGGCUCCGAGGGAAACGUCCGGUUCAUGAACAGGGUCCGGCUUUGGGACUUCAUCGAGGAGCGCGAGCAGCGCGCCGCACCGCCGCUGGAUGAUGACAUCACUGAGCUGCGCCAGCUCUUCAUGCAGAUGUCGGGUCCGGGCGCAGAGGACGCCGAGGGCCCGCCCAACCCCGGGGAGUAGAGGCCUGCUGUCUCCAUGGCAACCGGCGGCCAUGUUGGUCCUGACUGGAGGCUGAUGGAGCGGAUAUUUAUUUAUGGUGUAUAAAGUAAAUAGAGACCGUUUAAAUCUGAA
This is a messenger RNA of Xiphophorus hellerii (green swordtail), 1428 nucleotides long. RefSeq names its product probable E3 ubiquitin-protein ligase makorin-2. Gene Ontology annotation, molecular function: ubiquitin protein ligase activity; metal ion binding. Bases 118 to 1317 code for a protein of 399 amino acids. NCBI's taxonomy places the organism in Eukaryota, Metazoa, Chordata, Actinopteri, Cyprinodontiformes, Poeciliidae. The record is from RefSeq and is a predicted model, not a curated record. The transcript has 10 exons. Gene Ontology annotation, biological process: protein polyubiquitination.